Molecule: messenger RNA, 683 nt
Organism: Lolium rigidum
Lineage: Eukaryota; Viridiplantae; Streptophyta; Magnoliopsida; Poales; Poaceae
Exons: 2
Coding region: 73-342 (89 amino acids)
Source: RefSeq, a predicted model, not a curated record
CCAGCCCACCCACGGAGCCGACGGAAUUGCCACUGCAUCAGCCGCUGCAAGAACUUGACACUCCACUCACUCAUGGCGGUGUGGCGGAAGAAGGUCGUGUUCCGGGCGCGCCGUGCGUGGGCCGCGCUCUCCGGCCGCAUCCUCGGCGCCCGCAAGACUGGCAACGGUGGCAUCUUGAAGCUCCACGAGGACGUGCAGACCUGCGGAUACCAGGACGUGCAGGUCAUGUUCGACAUGCUCACCUCUGAGCUGGAGGCAGCGCACGCACGCAAGCAGCCUCCAUCACCUCCGCUGGCAUGGUCCGACCCCUCCUCGUCGUCCUCAAUGGCGGCGGUGCAGUAGAGAAGAAGACCAUUCUUUGAAGAUGGCUGAGAAGAACUUUACCAGUUUUACAUGUUACUGCCUGCCUAUCAGGCCUCUGUCCCCCUGCGCUUCUUCUGCCUGGCGAAAGAGCGAAAAAUCGACCUCUUGAUGUGUGUAAAUAGGGGCAGUGUCUGCAAUUUUCGCCAGCCGGGAGGAAGAGGGAGUAAGAGGGGUUUCGUUUUAGUUUACAAAUGUGUGUCGUCAUUUUCUUGUCAGAUUUUGUGCGGUUUCCACAUGCCGUCUGUGCAUUUGGAAGAAUUUAAGCUCCGGUUCAGUGAAUCAGAGAGCAUAUGAGCGAGUUUGUUUCCAUAAUUGCUUUA